Racocetra persica is the source of this 152-nucleotide messenger RNA. NCBI's taxonomy places the organism in Eukaryota, Fungi, Glomeromycota, Glomeromycetes, Diversisporales, Gigasporaceae. The record is from the annotation of a GenBank genome assembly.
UUAGCAAAGGUUAUAGGGCAACAUUAGAAGUUAAGGGAGUUGGUUACAAAGUGGCUUACAAAGAAGGAAAAAUAGAGUUGUCACUAGGUAAAUCUCAUGUGGAUUAUGUUCCCAUCCCUCUCGGUUUACAAGCGGCAGUAGAAACCAACAAG